AUGGGGGCUAAGACUUCCAGGCCUUCCUGCACCUGCUGCAGCUGUUUCUCUGACUGUGGUGGCAGAUGUUUACUCAGGCUGCUGCUUGGGGUAGUUUACUUCUUUCCGUGGAAGUUUGGGUCUGUGGAAAGAGACAGGACACACCUGGAAGAUGAACCAAACACUAAAGUUGUGAAGGGCAUUGUGACGAGUUGUGGGAAUGAUUAUGGCUGGAUCGAUGACUGUGUCUUCUUCAGCACUGAUGUUGUCAUUGGUGCUAUGACGCUGCGUGCUGGAGACAAAGUCCUUGCUUUUGUGGAGGAAGACCCACUCUCUCGUGAAUUGAAAGCAACAGAAGUUUGUAUUUUUUCAGUCCAGGAUGCACCUAAAGAAGCUGACUCCAAGAUCAAAGAUUUAUCUGCUUGUGUUUCCAAUGUGAAGAAAAAUAUCAUCUACAUCGCUGAUGAAUACCACUUCUACCUAGACAGCAUUACUAAAGCCAUCUUAGGUUUUAUGCCUUAUGACGGGGACUGGUUGGAUAUUGAGUACUCUGUGGUACAAGGAUCCUCAAAAAUCAUAGUACACUCAGUGAAGGCCACAAAACGUAGGCGACUGGAAGAGGCGCAUGUGACCAGUAUCAACCGGAGAGAAGGAACGUUGAACCACAGCAUCUUUUUUACCUUGGACUCCCUGCACCUCCCCUUGGGAUACACCCCUUUUGUAGGCCACAUGGUCAGCGUGGUGAUGGUUCAGAGCAUGCGGCCCAAUUACAGCUGGAGAGCAAUCUCCAUGAGCCCAGUUACAGAAGCAGUAUAG
Arvicanthis niloticus (Nile rat) is the source of this 795-nucleotide messenger RNA. RefSeq names its product cancer/testis antigen 55-like. The record is from RefSeq and is a predicted model, not a curated record. Lineage: Eukaryota; Metazoa; Chordata; Mammalia; Rodentia; Muridae.